Messenger RNA from Anoplopoma fimbria (sablefish), 3946 nucleotides. RefSeq names its product RNA binding protein fox-1 homolog 2-like. Gene Ontology annotation, cellular component: nucleus; cytoplasm. Gene Ontology annotation, molecular function: mRNA binding. The record is from RefSeq and is a predicted model, not a curated record. Gene Ontology annotation, biological process: nervous system development; regulation of alternative mRNA splicing, via spliceosome. NCBI's taxonomy places the organism in Eukaryota, Metazoa, Chordata, Actinopteri, Perciformes, Anoplopomatidae.
CACACACGCCACAAGAUCACACCGGGAGAACGAGGAGAGGAAAGGAAAUUAUAGGAGAGAGAGAGAGAGAAAAAGAGAGAGAGAGAGGAAGGAAACACCGCAGCCCUCCGUCCGCUUUGGUUGUUGUGCGUGUAUGUGUGCGCGCGCGCGUGUGUGUGUGUGGUUUUUCUAAAAAAAAAAAAAAAAAAAAAAAGGGGGAGAAGUCGUGUUUUCUUUUUUUUUUAAACGCAACCUCGCGGACUAACAUGGGGGAAAGACAGAGCUCCUGACGCGGACUGACUCUGUGAAGCUCAUAGACAGCGAGGGAGAGAGAGAGAGAGAGAGACACAGAGAGAGAGAGAGAGAGGAGGGGAAGACAUGUUGAGGGCUUCUCUUUCGUCUUGAGGUCGCGGAUGUUUCAAUGUUGCGCUCUUACGACGCUGAAGGAAGCACACGAGGACAGAUGGACGUGCGGCGGUAGGUUGAGCUCGGGAGGCGCUUGUUUGGCUCGCUGUUUAUUUAAUUGGUUUGUUAUGGUCUGAAAUAAGGCAGGCCUCUCGGACAGCCCUGCAGUAGGCUGAACACACACGGUCAGCAAACAGGCUGCAUAGAGCCGGGCAUUACCCCGACAAAACCUCCUGGUUUUAGGGGCAUUUUGUUUAUUUUUAAAGGCCACUGUGUUGUGAGCUACCUGUAUUUUUUUUUUCAUUUUUUAUUUCUUAAGUCAGAGAGCCUGAACAUUUCCACAUAGAUCAAGUCUUCAGGGGGAGGGGGUCAUACAAAGGCCCAGCAGAUUAUACAGUAAAGGCAGCAAAAUAUCUGUUUUUUCUUUUUUUUUUUUUUUUUUUUUUUUCUAACUGCGGAGGAAGACUCGUCCACGGGGGCUGGCUUCACUUUACGCACAAAAGGUGCACACAAAGCAGGCAGCGUACCCGUCUCCAGUCCGGCUAAAGGACAAAAAGCAAGGUUUUUAAAUGUUAAUGUCGACCGACGUUGCAUCCAUCAUGCUGCCCGUGUCCCGGGCUCUCAUGGACCGGGACAGAGAGCUGGACACCAUGGCCGGAGUGCACCCCAACGCCGGCGGCGCUCCUGCGGUCGUCCGGGGCAUGAAGCGCGGGGACCCGGAGCCCGACGGACAGGCGGCGGCCGCUCUGGUGGACUCUACCGGGGCGGAGUGCAAGCGUCCCCGGAUCGACGGCUCUGGAGGGAUCGGUGAGGUUGGGCAGAACAACGACCCUUUGACCCUUGGUUACCAUGGCUACCCGUCUCAUAGUCAGGGCUCUCAGGAUAGUGCUGGCGGUCAGGAGGGACUCGUUCCUCCACCUUUCUCCGCGUUCCCGCCGCCUCCACCCCCGCCCCCGAACGGCCUGGCCCUGGAUUACGGGGGCAGCCUCUACGCGGCGGGGGCCGUCCAGGGCCCCGUGGAAGCCGGCGGAGCAGCAAACGGCGCCGUCAACGUCGCCAACAGCCUCAGCGUCCAACAGUCAGACGGGUCCUCCCAGAUUGACGGCUCUUCAGUGGUCGGCUCAGGAGGAGUCGGGGGUGGAGGGAGCAUUGGGGAUGACACGGACGCCAAGGGGACCCCCAAACGGCUCCACGUGUCCAACAUCCCCUUCCGCUUCCGAGACCCCGACCUACGGCAGAUGUUUGGGCAAUAUGGCAAAAUCCUCGACGUGGAGAUCAUUUUCAACGAGAGGGGGUCCAAGGGCUUCGGUUUUGUAACAUUCGAGACGAGCGCGGAUGCUGAGCGGGCCAGAGAGAAGCUCCACGGCACGCUGGUGGAAGGUCGUAAAAUCGAGGUGAAUAACGCCACAGCUAGAGUGAUGACGAACAAGAAGAUGACCACCCCGUACUCUAACGGAGAGGGCCUCGCAACGCUGCCAUACGCUGGGUGGAAGUUGAGUCCCAUGGUUGGAGCCAUGUACAGCCCUGAACUCUAUACAGUACCGGGGUUCCCGUACCCGGCAGCAGCAGCGGCGGCUGCCUCCACCGCUGCCACCUUUCGAGGCGCUCAUCUCCGAGGUCGAGCCCGACCUGUCUACAGCGCCGUGAGGGCCGCUGUGCCACAACCCGCCAUCCCCACCUACCCGGGUGUGAUGGCCUAUCAGGAUGGCUUUUACGGUGCAGCUGAUCUCUAUGGCGGCUAUGCAGCGUAUCGUUACGCCCAGCCAACUGCGGUAGCGACUCCAGCGGCAGCGGCGGCUGCUGCGGCAGCUUACAGUGACAGCUAUGGACGAGUUUACACGGCAGACCCCUACCAUGCUGCCCUCGCCCCGGCUGCCUACGGUGUUGGAGCCAUGGCCACGCUGUACAGGGGGGGCUACAGUAGAUUUGCCCCUUACUAGAGACACUACAUUUCCCAGGAGCUCCUCUCUUCCAUUGAAUUUCUCUGAAAGAGCUCCCUCUGUUGUCGUGGAGGUGGACUGCACCCAGUUUUAAAGUGUGGAGUCGACUCAACAAAGAUAUUUCAGAUCCCUCCCCAGAGCAGUCCCACGUUUUCGUAUAUACGCUACUACAGAAAUAGAGGAAUGCUGUAUUCAAGACUGACAGAUGGCCUUUACAGAAAAAAAGAAAAAAAAAAAGACUUAAAAUGGCCACCUUCCCUAUUGCACGGCUGUAUUAUAGUCCCUUCUUCUUAAUCCCUCAGCACUCAGCAGCACAAGACUCGUGAUGGAGCCCAGAUGUUCUUCCAAAGGCUGUAUGUGGAUAACUGACAUUUUAAACAGCUGUCAACCGUGUGUGAGAAAAAAAUGAGCUGAGUGCUGUGUGGCCUGCACGCACUCAACAUUUAUGGAAAAAUGGUGUGAAUCAAAAGUGUCCACAAAACGUCGGAGCGUUAGGAAGCAGGAAAGCGCAUCGAAAGAGAAGCUUAAAAAAACAACAACAUUUUGAACCAGAACGACGAGUCACCGACGAUAAAAACACCCACCGAUGGGAUUUUUCAGAUUCCACCUUAACGUGGGCGGAUAGUAAUGAGAGAGGCUUUCCAUUCUCGCUGUGUUCUGGCAGAGGGGGGCGACUGAACACGGCGGCUUGGAGGGAUGAUGUGUGACGGUUUAUAACGCUACAGAAAGCACGUCCGAAAGCUGAAGGGAGGGAGGGUUAUUAGAGCUGUUCCUUACCUCAAGUUUUCUUAGUAUGUGGAAAUGGUGAACCUUUAAACUUAAAAUUGUUAUGAUAUGCAAAGAAAUUAGCUUAGAGAAAAAAAGUUACCAAAUUAUUAUUAUUAUUAUUAUGUAAUUAUUCUCAUUAUUAUUCUUAUAAAACCAUUAUUUUGUUUGACUCAGCAGCCACCGCUGUUUUGAGGCAUGUAGAUCCAACAGUGAACCUUGGGGUUAAAAUCUGAAAAUGAGCAUCCGUAUUUCAAAUAUUCCACUUUAUGGACUAUAAGACACAACUAUAGUCUCACAUCAUCCUUCUAAUGCACAGGAUUUCACUACACUCUGUGUGCAACCACCACGAAAACACUACGAACAGUUCCAACACUAAAACAUUGUCGUCUUUAAUAGAUUUUUAGCUUUUAGAUCCAAACAGCAUCAUCCACCCACAACCCUGGGGUUCAAGUAUUUGUUGAUCCUUUAAUGUAGAGAUUUAUUAUUUGGAUUUUCCCCUCAUGCUCCAUCUUUUAUAGAGCAAAGUCCAACAUUGAAUGAGUCUUCCUGAAACAUACUUUAGUCGGUAAAUGUGUUCGAGAUGCUGCCUGCAGCGAUUUACUGAGCAAGAGAGAGAUUCUGUCGAAGAGUUCAUAGAAAAUAUUUAAUGCAAAACACCUUACUAUUGUGCAUAUUUCUAUACCGUUGUAUUCUAUAUUUCCAAAACGUGGCUUUUUUUGGCUUUUGUUUUUGUUCCAAAGAUUUGUAGAAAGCACAUUUUUCUGCCGUAUGUAUAAAUAUAUUAUCUUUGUUAUUGUUAUUAUCAUAAUCCUAUGGCUGUCUUUAUUUACUUCUUUUUCACUUUCUGUUUGUCU